Molecule: messenger RNA, 6124 nt
Organism: Solenopsis invicta (red fire ant)
Lineage: Eukaryota; Metazoa; Arthropoda; Insecta; Hymenoptera; Formicidae
Exons: 5
Coding region: 552-5312 (1586 amino acids)
Molecular function (GO): protein binding
Source: RefSeq, a predicted model, not a curated record
UCUAGAGGCAGUGUUAUCUUACGUAUUAAUUUGCUUAAUUAUUUAAAAUAUCAUGGAAUAAAAAUGUUUAUUAUAAAUGCAUGACUUUUUUUUAAGAAAUUAAAUGACUUUCAAUCAACAGCUGGUACAGCGGCUAUAUUCAUCCCAAUUAGAUAAACGACUAUCACACUAUGAGUUAAAAAAAAUAUAUAUAAGGAUUUUUUAAUUAACGUUAUCUUAACUUUAUUACAUUUAAUGUGAUGUAUUUUGGUUGCAAUAUAUAUUAUCACAGCAGCUUUAUGGCCUUAGCCAAGUAACUAAUUAUUUUGUUACAAAGUAUAGUAAAACAUCAGCGCGAAGUUAAUUUAAUGAAGCGAUAUAAUUUGACGUGUGAAUGCGAAUGACGUAACCAAUUAAAUGGCAUUUAGAUUUGAAUGAUUCACAAUGCCUCAGACAGUAACGUUGUGAUACUGAUAACGUAAAAGUAACAAAUUCUUUCGCCCAGUAGAAGCUGCUAACAUCGACUCGGAGACGGUGGAAAAUUUAAUUUUGAUCCAAGGAUCAAACGGAUCAUGCGCCCAACGGCUGCUCGAUCAAAUCGAUCGUCCGUACAUCAUCUCAAAUCAACCCCGAGUCCAAGCCCAUCGACAACAUCGUCCGUUUAUCAUCAUCAUCAGCAGCAGCAGCAGCAGCAACAACAAAUUCUAUAUGCUCCCGUCACUAAUCCAAUGGUGACUCUUCAACCGUGUGGAACAGCGCUUCAUCCUUCAUACGUUUACCCGAACGUUCAGUCUCACGUUGUUUCACCGAAUCCCGCUCAUUUUCAAGGUAAAAAUAAUCGAUGGCACGCCAAGAACAAGCCAACUCGCGGUCAGCAAUACUAUCAACAGCAACAACAACAACUUUCGUACAAUCCAAAACCCAUGGUGCUCUUCGAUCAACCGUCCACCAGCAUUGCUUCGAUCCCUCCGUCGGCCACAUCAUUCUUAGUAGCUUCAUCCACGUUCACUCACGCUGGACCAUUGCACAACGAGCAUUACAGUAAUAAUUCCGGAGUGACGCAUCUGUUACCACAGCCCUUCAACUUCAAGCCACCGGACGUACAGACCUUUUGCCUCAUCCAAGACCGACAAAACGCUCAACAACAGCAGCAGCAGCAACAGCAUCCGAUGCAGAAUUCCUACUACAAUAUCUCUGCCACCAAUACCUGCAGUCUGCAAACCGUCAACUCCAACUCAUCUUUCCCGCUUACCAAUCUCAAUCCCUACAACAGCCUAGUCAGCUUCAACAACAACCAGUUUCCAGUAACAGUGCAGUCCUCUCCGCUCUUCUCGAAUCCGCCAGUUGGUCUAGUCCUCGCAUCACCGCGAGGAGAGAAGCUUUCGUCCACGUUAGAUUUCACGCCAUACAAGCAUAACGUGGACAAGAUAUCUAGUCCUUGCGAGUCUCAAAUCGUUCCAAUGAGUCACAACGAGAAUGGCUGGCCUUCACAGAUUGAGACAUUUUCCAAAAGUGACGUGCAAACUGUUGCAAAAAAUAAUAGGAGCGUUGAGUCUGUCGAAUGUGCUUUGCAGAAACCUCUCUUUGUCGUCGCGAAGACGGACGAGGAACAUUACUCCGACGAGUCCUCGGCCAGCUUUGACUUUACCAUUGAGGCCGAGAAGAUGGUUUCCGCCCUGUGCAACACCACGUCUUCGAACGAUUUGGGCAAGGAGGAAUCGAAACCCAGCAAUAAAACUGAGUCUACGACAUUAUUCAAUGGCGCAGGAGACAACAAGUCAAAUUGGUUUUCUGAUUUUUGCUCCGAGUACGAGAGCGGAACGUCGAUAGGCGUCCAAACGGACGGUCCCUGCGUCGAUAGAUCACAGUAUCCAGAGUUGAUCCGAAAGACAGCUUAUUGGGGAUGCACGCAGGCUGAGAUUGUUCUCGAUUCUGACGAUUCGCAAACGGAUUACAAACGAAGCUGGUUAACGUGUAUGUCGUCUGCUACUAGAACGGCGAUUACGAAAUCUUCAACUUGCAUUCCAGUCUUUGCUGGAGACCGAAUCUUCGCCGACGAUCUCAUAAACGCUCUCUUGCGCAUCAGCAACGGUUGGCUGAGUCUCGAUAAUUAUCUGAACAAACAACAUUUUCCUAAUCUACUAGACAGAUUAGAUCCCGAGUUAAUCGCACACUUUCAGACGUGGGAAGAAAGCACGUGCGAAUUACUGAAACAAAUAGUGCGAACCUUCCAAAAGUUCGGAGAAAAUAAAGAGGUGACGGAUCAGAAACGCAACGCAACAUCGUCGUUCCCAGGCGACGUUUCGCUUUAUACGACUUAUGAUCUUUUUGUCCCGUCCGAAACUUCGAAUUCUUUUUCUCAACAAAAUGCAAUUGGCAAAUCCUUUUCACUGGAGAAACCACACAGCACGAUGUCGAUAUCAUUGCCAACAAACAGUCUGCGUAAUUUUCAGUACAGCUCCAACAGUCAGCGGGAGCAGCAAUCGAUGAAUCCAAAAGAAAGCAAAUUGCGGAGCAAAUGGACAAUUACCGAGAAUUUAUCGUCUUUGAUUAACACCUCAAAAUCCGUACCGAACGUCUCCACGUGUCACAGCGAUGUCAGUGGUCUGGCAAGUCACAAACUUCGCACGAAAGACACAUUGUCGUCCAAGAAAUUAGAUUUCACUCAAAAAUCACUGAAUGCUGAAUUUUGCCAACUGAGAAACAAAGUAAUGGAAAACAGCGCAGAAGCAACAAAGGAUAGAAGACACAAUUACACGCAGGAAGAUAAACUUGCAACAUCCGAUAACCCCGAAUCAAUCCGACUGCAGCAUCCAAUAAGAAACUCCCCUAUAAGCUACAGCGGAUUGUACACGCGAAACUGUUUAUCCUUUACGUUUCCUUUAUCCAGUCACUCAGAUUCUGCGAAUACUACGUCCAAUCCGGGAAUUCCAACGUACAAUGUCAGUUAUUCCUCUUCAGGGCUUUUUCCUAGCAUCGAUAUCAAUUCAAGAAGCAGCAGGAAUACCGAACAAAUUUACGGAGUUAAAAGCACAAGCGUUAAUCCGUUUUACGUUGGCAAAUCGCAAAUUGAUCAACUAGAACUUCCGGCUGUACCUAGAAAUAAAGUGACUCUGCUCAGUCAAAUUGAGCCGCGGACAUUUGACAAGGAAUCCGAAGAAAUGGCGGCGAACUUGUCAGCCUGGUUUGCCAGCAUGCGAAACGCGCAACCAGUAGUUACGUCGACCUUUGAGGAACCGAAAACAAACGAGAAUUCGACAUCGCGACUAUUCGUUCAGGAGAUGCCCAAAUACUCGAUGAUCGUAGCCAAGCAGCCGCAGAUCGACACGAAUCGGCAGUUCCAGGCGUUGCAGAAUCUGCCUAAUAUGCAGAGCACACCUUGGGCCGUCGGCAAUUUUAUCGGCAAUCGUUUUCACGUGCAACACGCUCCCGAAGAGUACGACAGCUCGGAAGACGUGCGGGUGUACAUGAAACCGGGUAGCUAUAAUGUGCCAAAAAAGAGACAUCAGCGAAGAUCCAAUCGUCGCUCGAACAACAAUACAACGUCGCGCAACAGUCAUCAUGCGAACGGUCAUCAUAACGCGGGCGGUAAUAAUGGAAAAAGUGUAUCGAUACCAGCAUCAUCGACGCCUUUACCUCACACGAACGCGCCAGUCUUGUCCACCAACAUCUGUAAUGCCACACUGGUAAAGACCUCGUUCCCGCCAGCUUCGCAGUUGCCUGUGCCUCUAUUCAACUUCGAGAGCUCACCUAGGAUUUUGAAACGCAUAGAAUCUCUGUCGCAGGACACUCGUCAGGACGUCACCUGGAAAGCAGCUUGCGCCUCGGCCGAGAUACUUCUCGAGGCCCUUAAUAUAAAGGAUUGUGGCGACACGUCCGAAAACGUCGAGUGCAAUGACAGUAAUAGCGAGAAGGAUAAGAACGAAGAAAAUGCCGAAGCAAUUACAUUACGGCAGAGCGAUUCGAAAUUAAUAAAAUAUGGUAAUGUCGAUUGCGUGUCUUCCUACGAAGCUUCGGAGGAUGACUCAGAGUCCACGUGCAGAUUGUCACCUAGUACGAGUGUGGUAUCGGUGUCUCAAUCGCGCGAGGAUGAGAAUGCUCUUGGUAUCAAGACCAACGUGAAAACGGAUUCCUGGCUGAUCAGGACUCUCAAUAACGCGAGUAUCGUCGGCAAGCAGAAGCGACAUAAAGACGACGUAGAUCGACGAAGUUUGGGAUCUUCGAAUAGCUCGGAAAUCGUCGACGUAAAACCGGAUCAGCUUGCAUCGUCGCCAAUCGCGGACGCAGAUAUAAAGACUCGUGCGACGAUCGUCGAUAGCGAAUACCCAGCGAUUUUCUCUCGUGAGCACGUUUCUAGUUCUUUCGCGAAGAACGGCGAGACGUCGACAAAAGAAUUGGAAAGUCAUGUCGGAAGAGCCACGUACUCUGAAACAGUACGAAGAUCUAUGAAAACGAACAGCCUACAUCUGGAAAAGAAAGAACCGCCCAAGUCGUGCGCGACCAAUUCAUCGGUGAUCACCGUAAUACCAAUUCCCGGCCGCAAGUGCCAGAAGAAAGACCCCGAGCAAUCCUAUCAACUUCUACACAAAUCACGAAGAUCGGCUGACAAGAAAACAGUGAAAAAUGUGGACGAUCUCCAAUUAGAGGAGGGAUCAUGCGCGAAAGUCAGCGCUGUCAAGUCAAACAAUAUAACGUUGAAAUCGUCAGCUAUCACGAAAACGAAUCACGGCAAGAAGAAAGACAUGGAACACUUGGAAGGCAAGUCGGCCAGUAAAUCGGGCGAUCGUGGCUGGUCGGUGUGGUGCAGUUCCAGGAGGAAGCAGUGCCUCAGCCCUCUGGCGUUCAACAAACUGGAGAUAAUUCAUCGGACUAUCUGGCAGAUGGACGAGGCGAAGAUCCUCAAGUAUCCGCUCUCGUGCGACACUAAGGAUGCCCAGUCUUCAUCUGCAUUAAUAAUGGAAGAUUACUGCAAGGUUGUUAAGAGCCCAAUGUUUCUCGAGAUCGUCGAGUACAAGCUGAAGAACCGGAUUUAUCAUAAAGUCGAACAUGCCAUAAAAGAUUUCCGGCGCAUUAUUAACAAUGCAAAAUUGUAUCACCAGCACGACAAUGAACGAACGAGAAAAAUUGAAUUGCUGUCAAAGAAAUUGGAAGAUUUAUUCGUGGAACAUUUCGGCAAUUUGGACUUUGAUAAUGUUACCGGCAGUCUAAGAGAAGAUUUAUUGAUGCAGCUGCGAAUUAAGACAUCUGGACAGAAAUCAAUCUCGGGACGCUGCGACAUGAAGAAGAAUGUUUCCUCAUCAUCGAUCAUCGCUGAGGAUUCUUCACUCCACUGACUGUUGCUUCUCGUCGAAAAAAAUCUCUAAAUCAAACUAUUGCAAAACUACUAGCAAAAAUGUUUUUUUAUAGGGCAUUAUGUGUAAUAAUUUCUUCUAGUCACGAAUCAUUUUGUAUUAAUGAUGUCGUAGGUGUGUUUUUUUUUUACUCUCGAAGAUCGGUUCGCUGUCCGAUGGCUGUGAAUCAUUCAUUGAAUUUUUCUGUCUGCGAAUUCCAAACGAAUUUAUUAAUUAUGAAAAGUACGCGUGUGCCAAUAAUAAUGUCAAUUUCAUAGCGAUAACUUUAACGAAGGAAGAAAAACUGUAUUAAACGCAAACGAUCACCGGACAACAUAUUGAAUUAAUUUUUGUAUGAAAAGGAAAAUAGCACGCGACAGCGAAGUAUCGACGAUAUAAUGUAAUUUCCACGUUCAUCGUUAUCGUUAGAUCAGAGUGAUAUGAAUCAUGGAAUAUAUUACGCUGACCAGUCUAGAUAAUUGCUGUUUCGUUUUAAUUAAGUUUUCUGUUUGCAGUUUAGAGUGUAAGAAAAAGAAAUGCAAAAAAUAUUGAAGGUAUUAUACAAAGUUCAUUUUGCGAAGCUCGGCACGCUUCGAAACUUCAGACUAACAUAAUGAAUCUGAAGACGCAGAUAUAGAGCUGAAGCUUACAGACACCCAGGGUGAAUAAAAUCAAUUUAAUUUAAAGUUUUAAAUUACAUUUUAAUUAAGAGUGGGCUUUAUUUAGCUCAGUUACUUUAUGUUAUAAAUACUGAUUCUAGGCGAGUUCUUUAAUUUAGCGAUUGAUUAAUCGCAUUAUGCACAAAUCUAACUUUG